This is a messenger RNA of Zerene cesonia (dogface butterfly), 2993 nucleotides long. RefSeq names its product patj homolog (gene Patj). NCBI's taxonomy places the organism in Eukaryota, Metazoa, Arthropoda, Insecta, Lepidoptera, Pieridae. The transcript is spliced from 17 exons. The record is from RefSeq and is a predicted model, not a curated record. Gene Ontology annotation, molecular function: protein binding. Bases 122 to 2467 code for a protein of 781 amino acids.
UUUGUUAAUUUUUGAUUAGAAUUGUAUAUUUUGGGUGUUUUUGGUACAAAAAUCUUUUCUAUGAAAUUCUGUGUUGAAAGUUAACACGUUGAAUUGAGAAAAUAGCUACAAGUGCUGUUCUAUGUUGAAGUCUCACGAAAAGAUGCAUUUCAGUGUGAACAUAUCAAAUGCUUUACAGCAAUUAGAAAGCGUAAAAACAGCUGUUGAUCAAAGCGACGAUGGUAAAUUAAAGGCUGCAACUAAUGAUGAUUUAAAUAUGCUUAUAAAUUUAUUGGAAAGUCCAAUAUUAAGGAGCAUUGUCACAUUACAUGAUUCUGUUAGCAUGUUGGCUACACAGGUGGCACACCAUCCUUCUAUAAUUCCAGGAGAUUUUGAUAUAACUCCUGCAGGUGAUCUGGCAAUACAAAGCAGAAAUUUAUAUGGUUCUCAUGAAGGGGAAGAAGAACAGAGGGUACCCCAAGUUUCACCACCUCAAAGUUUAGAGUUCGGAUCUAAUUCAGAUAAUGAAAGAAUACUAGGUCUUGAUUCAGCAUCUGUUGAUUCUAAUAUGUCUCCUAAACAGACUAGAGGAUUGUUAGAGAUGGGUCGAAAUGAUGACUCAUUAGCAUCAACAUCAAACAAUAUUGUAGCUGGUGACUGGGCCCAGGUAGAAAUUAUUAACUUAGUUAAUGAUGGCACUGGGCUGGGAUUUGGGAUAAUUGGAGCCAGGACAAGUGGAGUGAUUGUUAAGACUAUACUUGCUGGUGGUGUCGCUGAUCGUGAUGGAAGGCUCAAGUCUGGUGAUCAUAUUUUACAAAUUGGUGAUGUGAGUCUGAUGGAGAUGGGUUCGGAGCAAGUGGCGGGCGUGCUCCGCGCGUCCGGUUCGCGGGUGCGGCUGGUGGUCGCACGCGCGGUCGACCCCACUGCCGUGCACGCAUCCAACGCACCUAUUGUACCCGCUAGACUUCUUUCGAGUCCUGAGGCUCUAGAUCGUUAUUUAAUGGAGGCUGGUUUUGAGCAAGUAUUCCACACCCAACCAACAACUUUAGGCAACAAUUCAAAUUCUUCUAGAUUUGUCUUUGAUAAAUCUAUAACACCACCACUAGAAAGCGACGCUGAAUCUCCUGAAGCUGAUCGAUUUACUGUACAAUUGAAAAAAGAUGAAAAUGGUUUAGGCAUCACUAUCGCAGGUUACGUGUGCGAGAAGGAGGAACUUUCUGGAAUAUUCGUGAAGUCCGUGACGCCGGGCAGCGCGGCGGCGCUCAGCGGCAAGGUGCGGGUCAACGACCGCAUCGUCGCGGUGGACGGCGUGUCGCUCGCGGGCAAGUCCAACCAGAGGGCGGUCGACGCGCUCAAGCAGAGCGGCAACAUCGUCACUUUAGAGCUGGAGAGAUACCUACGCGGGCCGAAGUUCGAGCAGCUGCAGCAGGCGAUAGCGGCGGGCGAGAGCGCGGCGGCCGCUGCGCCGGCCGCGCAGCACAACCCCUUCCUGCACAUGCACCGGGCUGACAACUCGGACUCCAGCGACCAUCAUAUACAGAUGACGCAUCUGAAUACCGUUGAAAAUAAUGCAGAUGAAUUGAGUGAGAGUGGCCGCAGUUCUGCAUCUACAAUACAUCGUCCACAACCAGCGUUUGAGAUGCCUCGUACUCAAGAACAAAAAGAUGCUAUAAAACGAAAGUGGCAAGCUAUUUUAGGUGAAGACGUGGAAAUAGUGGUGGGCGUGGUGGUCCGCGGCGGCGGCGGGCUCGGCAUCUCGCUGGAGGGCACGGUGGACGUGGAGGGCGGGCGCGAGGUGCGGCCGCACCACUACGUGCGCUCCGUGCUGCCCGAGGGGCCUGUCGGCCGCGCCAACGUGCACCGCCCCGGCGACGAGCUGCUCGAGGUGAACGGUCACCGUCUGCUCGGUAUGAACCACCUGGAGGUGGUGUCGAUCCUCAAGGAGCUGUCCAGCGAAGUGUGCAUGGUGUGCGCUCGCCCACGCCCCGCCCCACAACUGGACCUUGCGCCUCCUGCGCAUACACUCGUCAAGGCGAAAUCGGACGGCAGCCUGGCGGGGGCGGGCGCGGGCGGCGGGGAGGAGGGCGGCGCGCUGGGCGCGGCCGGCAAGGUGCGCUCGCGCAGCCUCGAGCCGCUCACCGGCCUCGCCAUGUGGGCCUCCGAGCCGCAGAUCAUUGAGCUGGUGAAGGGCGAGCGCGGGCUGGGCUUCUCGAUCCUCGACUACCAGGACCCGCUGCGGCCGGCGCACACGCUGGUGGUGAUCCGCUCGCUGGUGCCGGGCGGCGUGGCGCAGCAGGACGGCCGCCUCAUACCCGGCGACCGCCUGCUCUUCGUCAACGACCAGAAUUUGGAGAACGCGAGUCUAGAGCAAGCGGUUGCUGCAUUGAAGGGUGCUCCGCGAGGCAUAGUUCGUAUCGGCGUGGCCAAACCUCUGCCCUUAGCUGACCACCCCCCACCACCGCCAACAACACCCCCUCCAUCUUCGUAAACAUACUAGUUCAAUUCAUGACUAUUGCCUUAUAACUAUUGAAAAAGCCAAGAAAUUGAAUAUUAUACAAUAAAUUUACGUUUUUAAAUUCACACUUGGCAAUUGAAUCAUUCUUGUAUGUGCACUCAAAAGUGAAAUUUUCAUUAAUUUUGUUUUAUGCAUUUAAGCCGGCAAGUGAAAAAGUUCGCAUGUAUAUCUUGCUUCAUAAAUAAGAGCAGAUUAGAUUUUAAGUUUUUAUGGUAUUUUCGGUUGGUUAACACAUUCCUUAUCAGUAUUUAUCUCGGUUUAGUACUUAAUUUACAUAAUAAUAGUUUUAUAUAACGCAAGUUAUUUAUGGCACGUUGUAAAAUAAUAUUUAUAAACAUCAUUUUAUCGUCAUUUAUCUAAAUAACCCUCUAAGCUCGGAUCAGUGCCAAUGUAGGUAUUUACGUUUGAUAAAUGUAUUAAUUUUAAUCUAUAGACUUUAAUGAAUGUUAUCAUUCCAAAAUAUAUGUAAGGUAUCAUUUGGAAUAAAUAUUUAAAUUUA